Molecule: messenger RNA, 2998 nt
Organism: Purpureocillium takamizusanense
Lineage: Eukaryota; Fungi; Ascomycota; Sordariomycetes; Hypocreales; Ophiocordycipitaceae
Gene: PMT4
Product: Dolichyl-phosphate-mannose--protein mannosyltransferase
Exons: 3
Coding region: 261-2255 (664 amino acids)
Biological process (GO): protein O-linked glycosylation via mannose
Cellular component (GO): endoplasmic reticulum; membrane
Molecular function (GO): dolichyl-phosphate-mannose-protein mannosyltransferase activity
Source: RefSeq, a predicted model, not a curated record
GUUUUUUUUCUGCACUCGCAUUCUUUUACACCCUCGUUCGCCUCCCUUCCGCGGCUCUUGUCUGUCUUAAUACUCCCUUCUUAUCCAUUCCUUGUGUUCCCUUCUCGACCACCCCCAUAGGCUCCGCCCCAGGCGCCGCACUACAAAGUACUAAGCUACCUUAGGUCAGGUACAGGGUGUCUGGGCAAACCUGCAAGUUCAGCUAGCCCGUACUCCGUACCUCCCGCUUGCCCCUGGAGCCGCGACCGUCCUGCACAAUCAUGGCGCGCAGCCAGACGCCGCAGGGCAGCGUGCGCCAGCGCACUCCGGCGGCCAAGAAAGGCAGCGAGUCGCCCGGCGUUGCCCCUGAGUACGAGCUCGACAAGCUCGCCAAGUUCGCCAUGCAGAAGAACGUCGCCGACGGCGAGCGCGAGCACAAGGUCGCCCUGGGCCUCAUCACCAUCUUGGCCUUUGUCACCCGGUUCUGGGGCAUCAGCCACCCCAAUGAAGUCGUCUUCGACGAGGUUCACUUUGGCAAGUUUGCCUCCUACUACAUCGAACGGACGUACUUCUUCGACGUUCACCCUCCCUUUGCGAAGCUUCUCUUCGCCUUCAUGGGCUGGCUCGUCGGCUACGAUGGCCACUUCCACUUCGACAACAUCGGCGACUCGUACAUCGACAACAAGAUUCCUUACGUGGCCUUCCGAGCUCUUCCUGCCAUUCUCGGAGCCCUUACCGUGUCCGUCACGUAUCUGAUCAUGUGGGAGUCGGGCUACAGCGUCCCCGCGUGCAUCGUCGCCGCCGGCUUGAUCCUACUCGACAAUGCCCAUAUCGGGCAGACUCGCCUGAUCCUGCUCGACGCGACGCUGGUGCUCGCCAUGGCAUGCAGCUUGCUUUUCUACAUCAAGUUCUACAAGCUGCGCCAUCAGCCCUUUAGCCGCAAGUGGUGGAAGUGGCUCGUCCUGACGGGCUUUGCGCUCUCGUGCGACAUCUCCACCAAGUAUGUCGGCCUCUUUGCCUUUGUCACCAUUGGCUCGGCCGUCAUCAUCGAUCUCUGGGAGCUGCUCGAUAUCAAGCGCCCUGCCGGCGUCAUUUCUCUGCCCGAGUUUGGCAAGCACUUUGCCGCCAGAGCCAUUGGUCUCAUCGUCCUGCCCUUCAUGUUUUACCUCUUCUGGUUCCAGGUCCACUUCGCCAUCCUCUCGCGCUCCGGCCCGGGCGACGACUUCAUGUCUCCCGAGUUCCAGGAGACCUUGAGUGACAACGUCAUGUUGGCAAACUCCAUGACGGUCCAGUACUACGACGCCAUUACCAUCAGGCACAAGGAGACCAAGACGUACCUCCACAGCCACGAGGACACGUACCCCCUGCGUUAUGAUGAUGGCCGCGUCUCGAGCCAGGGCCAGCAGGUGACUGGCUACCCCCACAAUGACACCAACAACUACUGGCAGGUCCUGCCCUUGGACGAUGACAAGCAGAGGGGUCGCGAUGUCAGGAAUCGUGACUUGGUCCGUCUCCGACAUAUCGUCACCGACAAGAUCCUGCUCUCUCAUGAUGUCGCAUCCCCUUACUACCCAACGAACCAAGAGUUCACCUGCGUCAGCGUCGAGGAGGCCUACGACAGCCGUGCCAACGACACAAUAUUUGAGAUUCGCAUUGAGAACGGCAAGACCAACCAGGAGUUCAAGUCCAUCUCUGGCCACUUCAAGCUUAUCCACAACCCGAGCAAGGUGGCCAUGUGGACGCACACCAAGCCACUGCCUGCUUGGGGCCACGCGCAGCAGGAGAUCAACGGCAACAAGAACAUCGCCCCUAGCUCCAACGUGUGGUUUGUCGAGGAUAUUCCCACGAUGCCCGCCGAUGAUGCGCGGCACCACAAGGAGGAGCGCAAGGUCAAGUCACUGCCGUUCCUGCUCAAGUGGUUCGAACUCCAGAGAGCCAUGUUCUACCACAAUAACAAAUUGACGAGCGACCACCCGUAUGCCAGCCACCCGUACCAGUGGCCAUUCCUGCUCCGCGGCGUAAGCUUCUGGACCCAGAACGACACGCGACAGCAAAUCUACUUUAUCGGAAACCCUGUGGGCUGGUGGUUGGCGAGCAGUCUUUUGGCCGUCUUCGCUGGCAUCAUCAUCGCCGAUCAGAUUUCUCUCAAGCGUGGCAUCGACGCCUUGGAUCACCGUAAGUGGACAAUGGGCCAUGUCAAACAAGUUUGGACGGGACUGACAGGGAUGCAGGCACCCGCUCUCGCCUCUACAACUCGACGGGUUUCUUCUGGCUAGCCUGGGCAACGCACUACUUCCCAUUCUUCCUCAUGGGCCGUCAGCUCUUCCUCCAUCACUACCUACCCUCUCACCUGGCGUCUUGCCUAGUGGCGGGCGGUCUUGUCGAGUUUGUCUUCAACGCCGAGCCCGUUGACGAGGCGCCGCCCGCGGGCGGCAAGAAGGGAUCCGCGGCCCGACCCAAGAGGCACAUUACCGCGCGAGAGAGAUUCGCGGGCCAGAGUAUGAUGGGCGCGUGGAUCGCCUGCCUGGUCAUCAUGAUCGUCGCCGUGGCAGGCUGGUACUUCUUCCUGCCUCUGACGUAUGGCUACCCCGGCCUGUCGGUGGAGCAGAUUCAACGCCGCAAGUGGCUUGGAUUCGACCUUCACUUUGCGAAAUAAGGGGUGCAAUGGUGCCGUCGUGAUUGGCAAUGCCCGUUGCUCAAGAUGGCAUUGCUGAUGAGGGGCAAAAACAGGAAGAUGUCCUCGGUGACGGCGUGACAAAAGUGUACAAUAAUGUGUUGGUCAGGUGCGGCAAUGACAUACAAGCAGAGCCAAUGAAAGACGGGCGAGGUUGGGUGUCACGGAGGCGUUUUGCUUAGGAAAGGCCAGGUGGAGAAGAAUGCCAUGAUGUUUGAGAAGGUGUAUGAGGGCGGCCACGAGAUCCGUGUAUGAGGAGGUGUGCAUGCGUCAGUCUCUUGCUGCGGAAAUUCAUCUGUCAUUAUAUUAUCUGGUCCCUGGGUACCCAACGUGCACGAUGUCGCU